Aspergillus sclerotioniger CBS 115572 is the source of this 1146-nucleotide messenger RNA. RefSeq lists its product as uncharacterized. The transcript is spliced from 5 exons. Lineage: Eukaryota; Fungi; Ascomycota; Eurotiomycetes; Eurotiales; Aspergillaceae. The record is from RefSeq and is a predicted model, not a curated record. Bases 13 to 1146 code for a protein of 377 amino acids.
CUGUGUGGUAUCAUGGCUGAUGACUUUGUUGUCGAGGCUUUCACCCUCCUGGCUAUUGCCAUCACGACGAUUAUUUUCCGGGUCGUGGCACGAUGGGUCACGGCGGGGCCGAAGAAUUUCAUGCUGGAUGAUUAUCUGAUGCCGGUGGCGGGGGUGGUAUAUGGACUAGAAACAGGGGCCGCGUACUGUGUGAGUGCAUGGUGGAUGGGACUAGCGAAUAACUCGAUGAGUGAUGCUGAACGAGCAUCUCUAUCGCCAUCAUCCCAUGAAUAUCAUCUUCGAGUGGGGGGAUCCAAAACCCAAGUGCUCGGAUGGUCAUUAUACACGACGUUGUUGUGGUUGAUGAAGUCGUGCAUGGCGGUGUUUUAUUCCAGAUUAACAGCCGGCUUAAUCAACAUGCACAUCCGCAUCCGCAUCGGCUACAUCUUCAUCGGAGUAACCUACCUCGCUGUCAUCCUCAGUAUCCUACUCGGCUGCCACCCCCUACACAAAAACUGGCAGAUCUACCCCGACCCAGGCAAUUACUGCCAACCAGCUGUCUCGCAUAUCGAUGUAUAUGUGACGGUGGUGUUGAAUGUCGUCACGGAUUUGUAUCUCAUUUCGAUUCCGUUUCCUAUCCUCUUCAAAGCCCGUCUCCCCUGGCGCGAAAAACUCGAACUCAUCAUUCUCUUCAGCGGAGGAUUCUUCGUCAUGGCGGCGGGGAUUCUUCGGUGUGUGUUGAUUGUUACGGCCGGUCCCAACGGCGCCGCCCAAGCCGGCCGCUGGGCAUGUCGCGAAACCUUCGUCGCCGUCAUCAUCGGCAACAUACCCAUGAUCUAUCCGCUGUGUCGGCGUCUUGCUCGUCGAGCGGGAUUAUAUAUCUCUACCAAGGGGGGUGCGAGUACCCAGAGUUAUCCGUUAUCUGAAGGAACGGGGGAUUUGCAUUCCACGGAGAAUAGUAAGAGGCGGAAGAAGUUUCGACAUCCGUUGUCGUUGCCGGAUACGCAGUGGGGGACGGGGAGUGAUGAGGUGGGGAUGUUGGGGGUGGAUGAAUAUGGAGGUGGAUAUGGGGAGGGGAGUGUGGAUGGGAGGAGUGGAGGGAGUAGAGGGAGUGGAGUAGGUGGAGGGGGGAUUAAAGUCGUGAGGGAGACGAUUGUUACUCGGUGA